GAUAAACGCCUAUGGAGUCGUAAGACGGUUGAGAGGACUUCUCACUUACUUAGUAAACGUGUCAUUUCGGCUGUUUUAUUUCUCUUACGUGUAAUUUGUAAUCGACAGUCACAAAAUACUCAUUCGAAGGGACUGCUGGGGACUGCAGUAAACCAUGUCACAAAGACCACUUGAAGAUUCAGGAGGCAGAUCACACACCAACAUCAUCAACUGCAACAACGUAAUUGUGGCUGGCACGAUUCAGUGUGCAAAUGUGGUAGUGGGUGGUGCUCAAGGGGUUAGAGUGAGUCCCAAAACAGCACACAAAGAUUUGACUGACGAAUAUUAUAAAAUGGAUGCCAAUCCAAAAGGUCUCUGUCUUAUCAUUCAGAACGAGAAUUUCUCUGGAGGUGACAUAAGGAAAGGAGCUCACAAAGAUUUAGAGAGAAUGGAGAACCUAUUCAAAAAACUGGAAUUUGACGUCAAAGUGUCACCUGAUCGGACAGCAAACGAGAUGAAGGAUGACAUGGCGACGGAAGCCCGUCAUUUUAAAGCCGACUUCGACUGCCUCGUGUGCAUCAUCAUGUCACACGGCGAGGACGGCCUGCUGUUCGGUACUGACCUGGAGUACGUCAAGGUGAAUGAUCUGUCGAGCUAUUUCCAGCCAGACAGGUGUAAAAACCUCAUCGACAAGCCGAAGAUCUUCUUUAUCCAGGCGUGCCGAGGCGAGAAAUGGCAAGUCGGGCGUACUAAGUAUGAUUCGACCAUUACCAGUGAUGUCAAAGCGGAGAAGGAUUCGCCGGGGGAAGUAGAGCUAGACACUGUGGGUGCGCAAUCACAGCUUCCGGCAGGGAUCCCGAACGAGAAGGAUUUCAUGUUCGGGUACGCCACCGUGCCCGGGUACGGGGCAGUGCGGGACGAAAACAGCGGCUGUUGGUACAUACAGGCUCUAGCAGACGUGUUCGAGAAAUAUGCAGACAGCGAGGACCUAAACAGCAUGAUGACUCGUGUAAACGCCAUUGUGAACGAACAGAGAAUUACCAAAAAGGGAAGCGCACCAGUUGUUCAAACACCAGUCUAUCACAACGCACUCACGAAGAAAGUCGUCUUCUACUAGAACUCACGCUCGUAUUUCUGAGCAAAACAAAAACAUUUUACAGGCGAUAUUGGACCUUUAACUGUGACGUCAUUCUUGGACCAAGAUGCACAUUCAAAGAGAGUGGUCGGGAACAGUUCGACUGGUUUACAUCUUAUACUGUCAUAUCACAUACGUUUAACGUUUGACGCAAAAAACAGUCUUAGCUAGCGACCGUGACUGAACAGUUCGACUGGUUUGCAUCUUAUACUAUCAUAUCACAUACGUUUAACGUUUGACGAAAAAAACAGUCUUAGCUCGCGACCGUGACUGAACAGUUCGACUGGCUUCCAUCUUAUAUUAUCUUAUCACAUACGUUUAACAUUUGACGCAAAAAUCAGUCUAGCUGGCGACCGUGACUCCUGGCCCUCCUGAACAGUUCGACUGGUUUCCAUGUUAUACUAUCAUAUCACAUUUAUUUAACGUUUUGGUUUUUUUC
Molecule: messenger RNA, 1553 nt
Organism: Gigantopelta aegis
Lineage: Eukaryota; Metazoa; Mollusca; Gastropoda; Neomphalida; Peltospiridae
Product: caspase-3-like
Exons: 8
Coding region: 155-1096 (313 amino acids)
Biological process (GO): proteolysis; apoptotic process
Cellular component (GO): cytoplasm
Source: RefSeq, a predicted model, not a curated record